GUGGUGCACUUUUUACUCCCCCUCAGGGCGCGGAUGCCGGUGGCGGCGAAGGAGAGCUGCCCGGCCGCGCUGGGCCUGAGGCCACGAAGGACGCUCAGGCUGGCGAGCGGCCGCCCCGCGUUGCCCUCUCCCUCCCCUCGGAGCCCCGCCGGCUGGUUCUGGAGCCCGCUCGGCCUCGUCGCAUCCCUCAGCUUCGCCACCCGCUUUUACCGUCUGAGGGAGCCGCCGCACAUCUGUUGGGAUGAAACACAUUUUGGAAAGAUGGGAAGCUACUACAUUAACAGGACCUUUUUCUUUGAUGUCCACCCACCUCUUGGGAAGAUGUUGAUAGGACUUGCUGGCUAUAUGAGUGGCUAUGAUGGAACAUUUCCUUUCCAAAAACCAGGGGACAAAUAUGAACAUCACAACUACAUAGGAAUGAGAGGGUUCUGUGCAUUCCUUGGUUCAUGCCUGAUUCCCUUCUGCUACCUCACAGUUCUGGAGCUGUCUAAAUCAUUGCAUGCAGCAAUGCUCACAGCUGCCUUCCUGAUCUUUGACACAGGGUUCAUCACUCUCUCUCAAUACAUUCUACUUGACCCCAUUCUGAUGUUCUUCCUCAUGGGAGCUGUACUCAGUAUGGUCAAGUAUAAUUCCUGUGCAAACAGGUCAUUUUCUGCCCCCUGGUGGUUCUGGCUUGCAUUGACUGGAAUAAACCUUGCAGGUGCAAUGGGAGUGAAAUUUGUUGGCCUUUUUGUAGUUCUCUUCGUUGGACUGAACACUAUCUGUGACCUUUGGGAGUUGCUGGGAGAUCUCAGUUUGUCAUUGGUCACUCUGGGGAAGCACUUUCUGGCGCGUGUACUCUGCCUCAUUCUGCUGCCACUUGCCCUCUACACAGCUCUGUUUGCUGUUCAUUUUGCAGUCUUAAAUAGAAGUGGACCUGGCGAUGGCUUUUUCAGCUCUGGAUUUCAGUCUCGGUUGAUUGGGAACAAUCUUCAUAAUGUCUCUGUUCCGGAAUACUUGGCAUAUGGCUCUAUAGUUACAGUAAAGAACCUUCGUAUGGCAGGUGGAUAUCUUCACUCACAUUGGCAUUUGUAUCCUGAGGGAGUUGGAGCACGGCAGCAACAGGUCACUGCAUAUUUACACAAGGACUUGAAUAACUUAUGGAUUAUAAAGAAACACAAUGUAAAUACAGAUCAUUCAGACCCAUCCUUCCCUGUGGAGUUUGUGAGGCAUGGAGAUGUAAUUCGCCUGGAACAUAAAGAGACUUCUAGAAACCUACACAGUCAUCAACAUGAAGCUCCCUUGACAAGAAAACAUCUUCAGGUCACUGGAUAUGGCAUAAAUGGAUCAGGAGAUUCCAAUGAUUUCUGGCGAAUUGAGGUUGCAGGAAGAAAAGCUGGGAAACGUAUCAAAGUCCUGCGUAGUCAAAUCCGACUGAUUCACUUGGCUACUGGUUGCAUCUUGGGUUCAACUGGAAAGACACUGCCCAAAUGGGGCUGGGAGCAGGUGGAGGUCACUUGUACUCCAUAUCAGAAAGAGAGUCCUAAUACUCUCUGGAAUGUUGAAGAUCACAUCAAUCCCAGGUUGCCGAAUAUCAGUCUGGAUGUUCUGAAACCGUCUUUUCCAGAGAUUCUUCUGGAGUCUCACAUGGUUAUGAUCCGAGGAAACAGUGGCCUCAAGCCAAAGGAGAACGAAGUCACAUCCAAGCCCUGGCAUUGGCCCAUCAAUUAUCAAGGCCUUCGUUUUUCUGGAAUCAAUGAAACCGACUAUAGAGUUUAUUUGCUAGGAAACCCGGUGAUCUGGUGGAUGAACUUAAUCACAAUUGGAUUAUAUCUCAUAAUGGCAAUGUUUGUAUCUGUGGCCUUGAAGAGAGGAGUCCAGUUGACAGCUGAGCACAAAGAGCUUUCUCAAGUCCUGCUGAAUGGCGGAGGAAUAAUUAUGUUAGGAUGGCUUCUUCAUUAUCUUCCUUUCUUCAUGAUGGGACGAGUGCUCUAUUUUCACCAUUAUUUUCCUGCCAUGCUUUUCUCCACCAUGUUGACAGGCAUUACAUGGGAUGUGUUCCUGAAAUUCUGGGCUGGGUCCCAGGCAUCUGGCAUCCAAAGGAGAAAAAUUUACCAGUAUGGAAUAGUGAUGUUGAUCCUUCUCAGUAUGUACAGCUUCUACCUCUUCCAUCCUCUCUCCUAUGGGAUGGUAGGACCUCUGGCUUCUGAUCCCAACAGCCCAAUGGCAGGGCUUAGGUGGCUGGAAACAUGGGAAUUCUAGAUCCAGCAUGAAACAAGAAGAAGGGAGUGGAAAAUAAGAAAUGAUGAAAAUAUUCUCCUCUUUCAACAAGAACUAUGAAGGAUCUUUCUCAACAGUGUUUCUGUGCUGAUAUAGACAAUAGACUAAGCACUUCAGGUUCUGAGAAAAGCUGGUAUCCAUGAAGGAAAAUAUUGGCCAUUUGGCCUACCUUUCCAGUUACUUGCCCCAGUUGCUACGUUCAAGAUUGAACCAUCCAAGCAAUAUGUUUUGAGUCUGGCCUCGGCCUCUACAGCAGGGGUCAUUUGUGUGAGAGUUUGGGGAUGCAUGUCUGUUUCUUUGUUUUGACAAGAGUGUAGCUUUUAUGUACCUGUCUCUACUUAUGUGUGAUUUCUUAGAGCACAGGAAGUAUCAAACAUGCAUAGAGAAGAUGCAUAGAGAAGAAAGAGUCUUCGGUAUUAGGGUAGUUUGCACCCGAUAACAUUUUAUCAUCAUGUUUCAAAAUCUACAUGAGGGUAAGUGGGUGUGCGCACAAAGACAAAUGUCUGUCUCCCCAUAAGAGUUCUCUUUAAUGCUCCUCUGGACCUCAAAAACAGAGGCUUAAAUGUCACAAUAGCAUAAAGUCUUUGGAAACUCUGUGCCUUGCUUAUCCAAAGGCAGUGAGCUGUUCCUGUUUUUGCACAGCCUUUUGCUCUCAGAGAACAGGGUAAAAUUGCAAAGGAUGUAGUAUGCGAAUGACAUCAUGGCAUGCUAGUUGCCAUAUGAUUAUUUGUUUAGAAAGCUUCAAAUCAGAGAAAUCAAUAGCUUCUUACAUUUGUAUACGCUUUCUUGUCCUAAAUUCCUCUGGUGGUGAGAAAUGGUACCUUGAGGGGGAUGCAAAAGUUGUACAGACGGUAAGAGAUGGUGGUAGAACAUCACUUACUCCAUUAGUCCCAUUGCCUAUUAGUACUUCAUUUUAUGGUGAAGCUGUUUUUUUCAUUACUCCAUAUACAGAAUAGGGUGCUAACAAUAGACUGUUCACACACUGUUUCUUUGUAAAAUGCAUAUAAGCUUUGAGAUACUAGUUUCUUUGUUGUGAUGAACUAAUUAGAAAAGGUUAUAGAAAAGUUAUAGAUUGAAAGCAGAAGUAAAACCUGGUUACUGGAGAAAUCUUUUCUUCAUUUAUUUCUGAAAGAAUGUGUGAGAAGGUAUUGAGUGUACCAGAAUUUUCCUGAGCCAAUUUAGCUUCGGCUAUAAUUAAACAGCUUCCUUGAAGCCUUCUUUUGCAUACAUGUCAGGAAAAUUGAGGCCAUCCAAUAAUUCAUUUCAGCAUCUGUAUUAAAGCUUGAAGCCUGUCACUUCCUAUUCCCUUGUACCAUCCAUCAUCAAAGGGUUGCUUCUGUUGGCAUGGAGACUAAAUGCCAGCAUCCCCAGGAGUGAUUUGAUUGUGAAGGAGUGUGUUGAUUGCUGAAGACUGACUGCUAGAUCUACUGAGAGAGAAAGAAAAAGCAAGGCUAUGUUUAACUAGUUAAAAGAAUGCCAUCAUGACCAACUCUUUAAUGUCAGUAGGUUUAGGUUUUUCUAUAAUAUAGAGAACAUCCUGCAGUGGAGCUCUUUUGGCAGAACAGUAAAAUUUAGUAGAAUAGAGUGAUCUCACUCAACCCCCCAUCUUAAAACAAAAACAAAAAUCAAGAAAGUUCCAAAACUUCUGCAGUUGAAAGUUGGCUAUAGCUAUGUAGCUGCUUACAUCAAUGGUUCUCAACCUGGGGUCCCCAGAUGUUUUUGGCCUUCAAUUCCCAGAAAUCCUAACAGCUGUUAAACUGACUGGGAUUUGUGGGAGUUGUAGGCCAAAAACAUCUAGGGACCCCCAGGUUGAGAACCACUGGCUUACACGAUUAAGUGGCCCAACCUUUUAUUUACUAAUUUCCUUAGAAAUGUCAGGGAAUCACUGCAAUAAGGUUUUGGUUUUGAAAACCAUUCAGUUCCCUGAAACAUGAACUGCGAUCCUUUGCUGACCUGAGAAUGAGAAAUCUGAUAGGAAGAUGAGGCGGGAAUGAGGUCACAAAAACCUCUCAUGAUUCUGCUACUAGAAGAGACAGCAGCUUGGAGGUAGAAUAACAUAUAAGUAAUAGCAUUAUUGUUGAUGAACAUAGAAAAGCAAUUCUAUUUUUCAGUGAAGUGCUCAAAUGUAACUGUUGACUAAAUUCCUCAGGAUCUGAUUGUCACUCACGAUUCAAUUUUGUAUUUAUUUCUCAUGAAGGUAAAUGAAUGAUACUGCAGUGAGUAUGGAUUAUAUGGGCAGAAUUCUUUUUCUGGAAUGUAUCUGAUGAAACUGCUUUGCUAUUAGGAAAGGACACUUGAAUAGUAAAAAUUAAAUCAGGAUGUUAGAAAUAUAAUGAGCAAGCUUGUUCUUGCUAAUCACUGGCAUUCACAGAUAAAUGUUGAACAUGCUAAUCUUAGGAGAGUUGGUUGGCUUCUUGUCCAUGUGGUGCUGGGUUCUAGUAAAAUCAACUGAAGUGUUUUUUCCCAGCCCUUCCAGUACCAGCUAUGGAGCAAAAAUCUGGAUUUUCUGGGAGAAAGCUUUUGGCCUGACUUGUUUGGAGAUACUGUGCUUUAGUUGGUUACUUGAAUGGCGCUGGGAAGAGUAGUCUCCCAUUUAGCAUAGGGUGCUAAUUGAUGUUAGUAUUUCUGGUCUAUUAGCAUCUUUCCAUUUUUUCCUGGCUUAGCUAAAUCAUAGUUUCACUCUACAGUGUAAAUUGACAACAUUCACCAGUAUUUGAGCAUUUGCCUUCUUUUCUCUUAGUACUUGUGAAUGUUUGAUUCAGAAGAGGGUACAAAGUAAAUUAUUUUUGUGUCUGUACAUUUCAUUUCUUAUAUUUUACAGGGUGCUACAAAAGUUUGCUUUUAUGCAGUCAUUUGCUUUCUUCCCAGUGACUAUAUCUGUGGGGUCUGAGCUCUGGAUUCAAAAGUCAGAACUACAUAGUUAAAUACAAGGUGUUUGAAAAAGAACUCCCUAGUUUUAAGUAUAAACACAUUACAACUAGGGAGUUCUUUUUCAAACACCCUGUAUAUUCUGGAAUUGUCUUCUCCCUCUCUAAUCAUUGUACUGAAACAUAGCGAAGCCUAUCAUGAUGGGAAGUGUCCCUAAAUAAAACUUUUGUCUUGAGGAAUUUCAAGACUUGUACAGCCUUUUCUUCCAUUCUAGUGUGGAACUAACAAGUAUGAUUCCGCAACAUUUCUUCUAAGAAGUAAGAUUUUAAAACUAAAACAAUUCUUCUAUGUCUGAACUAUACCUUUGAUUAGCGCCUUCCCUGCCUUUUUUUGAAAUUGAAUUUGGGUUGGAAAAAGUUCCUACUUUCUUGCCCUGGAUAGUAAUAGGUCAUAAAUAAUUUUCUCAUUCUUUGUGUCGUCUAGAUUGUCAUAUCCAGAAUGACACAGGUGAUUGUCAGACCCCCACCCCUGGUGUUUUUAUUAUUUAUACAUGGCCUUAACUGUUUGGUAGGCAGGGCAAAAUGACUCAUUUAGAAGCAACAAAUGGCACAGACCAUUCUGAAUUGUAGGCUGAAGUGGAAAAUCAUGCUCAUUUGUUUCUGGCAAACAAGUGCCCAUAUACAAAACUAGCAUAUCAGGUGGGCUUGGCUAAAGCCUUUCUCCCUGACAUGGUAGCUUUUCAUAGGCAGAGAACAGGCAACGUAGAAAAACAUUCAAAAAAUUUCCUGUUUAGGGCUGUGUCCUAAAUUAUUUUCAAAUCUGUACGUCAUUUGUAACUUGAUACCUUAGUUAACAGUAUGUCAGUAGCCACUAUGAUAGUUGUCUACUAACUAUAGGCAGCCCUCUGUAUUAUGAAAUUUCUCAUAUUAAUGCUGCUAAUUCUGAACAUGUGUGUGUUUUGUUCAUGAACAUUGUAUUUUAAAGUGGACAUAUUUCAUUCUUAUGGAGUGUAGAUAGUACUGAAUAAAAAUGCCUUUGAAUUGACACAGCUUUUUGUAAAGGAAUUAACAAAAGAUAGAAUUUACCGUUCAUUUUUUUAAAAAAAUAAACAGGCUUUCUUUUAAAUA
Molecule: messenger RNA, 6254 nt
Organism: Anolis carolinensis (green anole)
Lineage: Eukaryota; Metazoa; Chordata; Lepidosauria; Squamata; Anolidae
Gene: pomt2
Product: protein O-mannosyltransferase 2
Exons: 21
Coding region: 34-2241 (735 amino acids)
Biological process (GO): protein O-linked glycosylation
Cellular component (GO): membrane
Molecular function (GO): mannosyltransferase activity
Source: RefSeq, a predicted model, not a curated record